AUGGACCCAGCCAACUGGGAAGGCUUUGCCUGCGACCGACCGACCUGGAGGAGGAUGGUAAAGACAGACAAAGGGAUCUACGAAGCCAACCUCAUCAGCUCUGUCGAAGCAAAACGUGAUGAUCGUAAAUCUCAAUUGUCCCCGCCUCACGACGCCAACAAUCAACCGCCCCCAACCUGCCCGCGAUGUCAGCAGACGUUCCGGACAUCAAUCGGUGUAAUUGGAUAUCUUUGUACAACUGCAGCACCUGGACGACACCACACGAUGUCGCGCCGUUUACCUCUGCCUCGCCCUCACGCCGACAAUCAACACUAGUCGAACUCCUGAACCCCUACUGUCAUUUUACUAGGUCGCCUCAGCAUCCGCUGUGACGGCCCCUGUUCCCGCCGCCACUGCACUGAAUCCUAACACACCGAGAAUCGUCAACCUCACGGCCGCCAACACCAGCGAUGUGGACUCGGUUCAUACCUGUCCCCAUUGCGAUCGCACCUUCACCCCACACAUCGGCCUGGUCGGUUACUUGCGAAUCCAUCGCACAGAGACUGGCGAACCAGUGCCUGAAGCACCCACAUACACCCGCGGCACCCUCCUCCACUGCUCUCACUGCACCCCCGCAUUCACCCAUCGCAUGGGCCUAUUGGGCCACAUGCAUAUUCACGAAAACCUGCGAUAG
Molecule: messenger RNA, 673 nt
Organism: Spirometra erinaceieuropaei
Lineage: Eukaryota; Metazoa; Platyhelminthes; Cestoda; Diphyllobothriidea; Diphyllobothriidae
Source: the annotation of a GenBank genome assembly